Messenger RNA from Trypanosoma rangeli, 5313 nucleotides. RefSeq names its product splicing factor 3B subunit 3. Gene Ontology annotation, cellular component: nucleus; U2 snRNP. The coding region runs from base 1 to 5313 and encodes 1770 amino acids. The transcript has a single exon. The record is from RefSeq and is a predicted model, not a curated record. Lineage: Eukaryota; Euglenozoa; Kinetoplastea; Trypanosomatida; Trypanosomatidae. Gene Ontology annotation, biological process: mRNA splicing, via spliceosome. Gene Ontology annotation, molecular function: U2 snRNA binding; protein binding.
AUGACGACACGUGCGGCUCCAUCGCAGGCCGUGCAGCACCAUCCACCGGUGAACAUGGAUUUAAUUUACCAUCAGACCAUCAUCCCAACGCAGAAAAUCACGCACUGCGCCGUCGGCACCUUUACCCUUCCCGGUGCCACGGACUUUGCGGUGGUGCGGCACGACACGCUUGAGCUGUGGACGCUGCACGUGGACCGCAAUGUUGCGGAGUGUGUUCACAGCACGCGGCUCUUUGCGAAUGUGUACCAAGUCGCGGCGGUGCCCACCGUCGCCGCCGCCGGACGUGGCUCGGCAGGCAUUCUUGACACGCCCUCCAACGAGAGUGCGGCGAUGCACCGCCUUGCCGUGACGUCGGAGACGGGCUGUCUGGUGCUACUGCGGUACGACCUCGACGAGUUGCCCGUGCCGUCGCGCCUCGCGCAGGACCCAACGAGCAGCAGCGAGCACCCCAACGACAACAACAACGACGAGGACGAGAACGCCACCAUGGGCCUGCAAAACACGUUUGUGCCAACCUCAUUGCGGGGGAAGUUUGUUCGCGUCAGCGAGGUGGCGCUUGGCCGGAGUGGGGCACGCAUCACGGUGCCGGGGCCACGCCUGGCGGUGGACCCACUUGGGCGGGCCGUGUUUGUUGCAGCGUUGAUGCGGCUAAAAGUACUCGUCCCGCUUCGCAAGCAUGAGGGGUACUACACCCAGCACGGCAGCGGUGGCACGCUGCAGGAUGUCGGCGAGGAUGAGCUGCUGACGUCGUCAUCGCCGUCACCGCAUGGCACAGCUGCCGGGUCGGAGGGCACCGUAGCGUCAACAAAGCGACGGCCUGCGAUACGGGACAUCAUCUCGUUUGGCUCCCCUGUUGAGGCACACCGUCAGACGAUCAUUUUCUCUAUCUGCGCCUUGGAAGGGGUGACAGAGAAUGCCACGUUUGCAACGCUAGAGCAAGAGAUACAUGAGACGCAGUCGGCAGCAAGGGAUGAGCCUGGGCCUGCCGCCGCUACCUCCAACGUGGGGGCUGGGAAGGCCUUUUUGCGCCUCAACCCCGGUGUCGCGUCGUCAUCGCAGGGGGGCGGCGUUAGCAGUCGAUCGAAGCAGCUGGUGGUGUACGCCUUUGUGGCAGGGCUGCAGCAGGUGCAGCGGACCCACCUUGUCUCCGUCCCGGCGACGGCGCAUCGUCUCAUUGCGGUGCCCGCCGCCCCCUUUGGCCCCGGCGGCGUCAUUGUUUGCACCGAUGCGGAACUCAUCUGGUACGACUUACUCCCCCAGCUCCACGGGGACGGCAUCCUCGGCAGCAGCCUGUCCGAGUUCAACCUGCCGCUGCCGCCGCCAGGUCUCUCCGCCGUCUCGCUGUUUAAGACAGCCGCGCCGUUUCCGCGACGCAACGACUUCCGUGAGCAGCUGUACGACCCCAUGAUUAUUUCGCACGCCAUGACAUGCGUGCGCAAUGACUUCUUUAUGUUGUUGCAGGAUGAUCAGGGGGACAUGUUUCGCGUUAGUCUCACCGUGAUGGAUGUGCAGCGCUCCUACGACGCGCUGCGCAUGCGGCAGCAGCAGCAACGCAUGGGCGCUGCCGCCGCUGCGGUGCCGCCUGUCACCGUCCCCUCGCCACUGACCGUGUCCUAUUUUGACACACUGCCGCCGACGACGGCCAUGGUGCUCUUCCGUCGCGGCUUUGUCUUCGCCGCGAGUGAGUCUGCCCCCACGCAUGGGCUGUAUAAGAUUGUUAAGGACGGCUACCGCACCGACGCGGAGUACAUCCUGUCAAGGAUGCGGAUGGUGGAUCAGCGGCACGGCGGCGGCAGCGGCCGCCGCCCCGACGACGGAUACGAAGAGGACACCAAAGGCGGUGUUUCGCCGCCGCUGCCGCCGCCCCCUCCUUCUGCGGGCGCCGUGGAGGAGGAGGAGGAGGACGGCACGGGCGUGUCUGCAGGGAUGACGCUGAUGCCGCCGCCACUGCCCAAAGUGCCCGCAGUCUCUCUUCCCCCACCUUCCUCCUUGCACAAGUCGUCACAACAGCAGCCAAAGGGUCGUGUGGUUCCACUUUUCAUUCCUCAUUCUGCGCUGCGGCACAUGGUGCUGCUGGAAACCUAUCCGAGCACCCCUGCGAUAACAUCCCUCGUCGUGACGAUUCCACAGCACACGCAGGAUACAGAAAGUAAUAAGGAGCAACAAUACCAACACCAACAACAGCAACCGCAUGUGCAGAUUGAGGCGUUAGUGGGACGCGGCUCCGACAGUGUGUUGCUGCAUGCACGCUAUGGGUAUGCGGCAAGGCUGGAAAGCUCCUUUACAUUACCGGCUGUGUUUACCCACUUGACCCCGUUGGGCUCUGCCACGGCGAUGCAGCAGCGAUGGCGCGAGAUGCAUCUGGAGGCGAAGAAGCGAUCCAGUGGAGGGAGAUACCGCACCACAGCAAAGCGAACCUCCCGCUUCACAAGCAAUCUUCUAUGGGAUGAUAAGCUAAUACUCUCAACACGGCAAGGCACCACCGUGCUCUCGCUCGCACUUACGGGGCAGGUGGAGCCCGACACACUCUCCGGUUUUAUUACCUCCGAGCACACCAUUGCAGCAGGGACCCUGCAACGCGGCGUGGGAUAUGUUCAAAUCACACCGAGUUGCAUUGUUGUGCUUCCUCAGCGCAUUGAACAGCAGCAGCAGCAGCAGCAGCAAAGCCCCACGGUAACGACGCCUGUGGCGGAGAGUGUUACGUGGAUGCACCCUCACGGCAAGCGCAUCCUCGCCGCCGCUGUCUCUGGAAAUACGAUGGUAGUCUCCUUUGCUCAGGGCGGAGGCAUCGCCAGCUUUGAUAUGGGAAUGCGGGGGACGCGACUACAACAGCUGGAGGCCAUCCCGUCUUUUCCGCACACACCCGCAAUAUCUCUUCUACGAGACCCAGACAGCGAGUCAAAGCUGUUCACCGCGUCCGUGCACGGUUCUUUUGCAGCAUCCGCAUCGUCGGCAGCGACAUUGGCGGCCAUUGCCACCGCAAGCCAUGAGGUCUACAUUGUGAACCCUAAACGGUUGCGGGAACCGUUGGAAACCAUUCGCUGCGCCACCGAUGACGCGAGCGGUGGUGGUGCCCCGCCGGCGAUUGUCUCUGUACUUUUAACCUAUCUUGGAAGGACAGGUGGGAUGCGACGCCUCUUCUGUUUUAUUGGUCACAUGGAUGGCACGGUUACACGCUGCGAGCUGGACACGGCAACGUACAAGGCCAUGGACCGGGCAGUUCUGACGUGCGGCAGUGCACCUUGUCAGAUGAUUUCCGGCGAUGGGGAGCGGGCGUGCUAUGUGCUAUGUGGGGAGUUUAACUGGCGAUGUGAGGUGCGUGACGGGCUACCCAAGACCGUCCCGUGGCGCUUCCCAUCACCGCAGGUGAUGUACGCCUCCUUCCGUCGACCACCGACCUCGAGUGUGACCACGGCGGCCACCACUGAAAUGGAGAUGCCAACAGGGGCGCAGGAGGAGUUGGUGCUGGGGGUUGCAGGGAAUACGCUGUCGUUGUUCGCUGCCCAGCAGAGUGGUGGGACCAGCACGGCAGAGACGUCGCUGGAGUACAGCUUUGGCCACACCCAACUCUCCGUGGCGGGGCGGCGACUGCUGCAGCACCCCACGCGAACGGAGUAUUUGAUUGUGAUUGGCACGGAGCACCGUGGGUACGGCGUCGCCGCGCUGCGACGGGCGACCGCCGCGGCUGAACAGCAACGCCGACGUCAAGGCAACACGACAGAGGAUGGAAAGGGCAAUACAACUAAUAAUGAUAACACGGCCAACACAAGCAACACUAGUGGGGGUGGAAUUGCGCUGGACAAACCGCAGCGAUCGUUGAACCACGCGGACCACUAUGUCAGCACGCUGCAGCUAUACAACAGGCGCACGGACCGACUAGAUCCGCCCUUGUACUUUCAAGAGCGUGAGGCAGUGCUCUCCGCCGCGGUUGGGAGUUUUGUGAAGGACUUUGGGAAGGAACCGGUGGUGGUGGCUGGCUGCGCGGAGCAGUACACGCAUGGAAGCGGCUGUGGUGUUGGCCCCGCGUGGACGCAGGGCCGUCUUCGCGCGUUCCGCUUUGUUGUGAGCCAAACCAGUAUGCCGGGGGGCGCUGGCGCGCCGAUGCUGCGCCUUGAGCAGUUGCAUGACACACUUAUUGCGGCGGCAGAAGCAGGCGGUGAGGGUGGUGCUGCAGGCGGAAGCGCCGUUGUCGCUGCUUCCUAUCGGACGGCGCCGCUUAUGGAUUAUCCCUCUGCGCUGCACAUUUGCCCAGAGGUGGGGCUGUUAAUUGUGGGGCUGGGGCCUGAGAACGGGCUUCAGGUGUACGCGUGGGGACAACGCCGCUUCCUGCGCAAGCGAGGGCUUUCAAACGUGCCGAGCCGUAUCACGGCAAUUGAGACCGUAUUCGUGUCCCCGCCCGGGGCGACGUCUUCCACCGUGUCGGCGUCGUGCUCAGCGCCGGACCUCUUCCGCUGUGGGCCCAACAGCAGCAGCAUUGCGCGCGACAAGCGUCUUCUUAUCAUAUGCGGUACUGUCAAUCAGUCCGUCUUCAUCGCGACCGUACAGCCGGGCAGUGGUAUGGCAGGUUCCAUGUCCUUCCUGACGCUCAUCGCCCGCGACGCAGUCCCACGUAGCGUGACGAGUAUCGUGUGUGUAGACGAGCGCACCAUCGCCGUGGCGGAUCGCUUUGGCAGUGUUGCCUUUUUGCGUCUCCCGCGCGACGCGCGUCUCGGAUUUGCAGAGCCGCUGCAUCACAUGAGUGAUGCCGAGCUGACGGAGGCGGGGCGGUACGCGGCCCAAGAGCAGGUUCUGCAGGAGAUUGCUGUGCACCACACCGGGCAGCUCGUCACCGCGUUACGGGUGCACGACUACGACCCGAGCGGCGGCGCAGAUCCGUCGCUGGCGCUGCGCAUCGUCUUCUACGCCACCUCUCUCGGCACUGUGGGGGCCUACACACCGUUUGUGCGGGAGGAGGACGCUGCCUUGGCAGCGCACCUGCAGUCUCUCAUCGCCGUCCACAUCCGCUGCCCGCUGCAGGAUGGCAGCGGCCACCUCCCGUACAACGCCGGCGGCCGCCUCACCGCCACCGCCGCGGCGGCCGUGUCACCGUCCCUCGUGCACAACGUCGUGGAGGGCGACCUGGCGCAGCUCCUGCUGCACGCCUCCACGUCACUCUUCUCAACAGAAGCGAAGACCGACGUGGAGGCGGAGCUCGCGCGGCGCGAGCGCGUAGAGGCGGCGCAGCGGAAGGUACUUGGGCUGCCGCCCCGCACGUGGCCGGCGCUCGCGGAGCUGGUCGCGAAGCACCGCGCCCUCGUCACCCUUCCGCCGUAG